AUGCUUCUUCACGUGUGGCCUAGAGUUAUGGGUUCAUUCAAUUUUAAAAAAAAAUAGUACUUUGAGAAUGUGACUGCGAGACGUGGUAGUACAAGUAUCUAGAAGAGUAAAAUCGUCAUGUUCUUCUGUAUGUAAUUGUAUGUAUCAAUUUCAUGAACGUUUCUCCAAUAAAGUUGCUCUUCUUUGACUAUUCCUUGCUCUUCUUUGCAGCCUGCUCAAAAGUCAAAACUAUAAAUGACUGAAAACUUGGUCAAUUUCAUGGUGGGGAUCACAGAAGAACAUUACUCAAAGCAAUUUCGUCAUGUUUGAAUUGUCUCUCCCAUUUUCAAACAAACUUUAAAUACACUAACUAAUCGACAAUGCAGGCCAAUCUUUUAGCCCUUUCAGAUUUAUUGUCUUGUGCUUCUUCUGGUUCGAUAAUAUUAAAAUCUAAUGUCCGCACAGUGUCCCCACCAUGAACAUGAUUGCCGUCUUUCCCACUUUUGACGGAAAAAAUUCCACCUGUUAAAGUUGGUGGGGGGAAUUAGGGUAUAAAUGGAGUCCUACUAGGUGUGCAAAUUUACAAUUUUCCAUUCCUGUAAUAGCGUCUUUCAGCUUUGCUGUGGUUUGUUGAGAUGGCGGAGAAGUCCCAUAUCCAAAUUCCAAGAGUGAAACUUGGCAGUCAGGGACUUGAGGUUUCUAGAUUGGGGUUUGGUAGCGGGGGACUUUCUGGAAUAUUGAAUGCUCCUCUGUCACAUGAAGAUGGAUGCUCCGUUAUAAAGGAAGCAUUUCAUAAGGGUAUAACCUUAUUUGAUACAGCAAAUGUUUAUGGAGAGAAUCACCAUAAUGAGAUCGUGAUUGGCAAGGCUCUGAAGCAGCUUCCUCGAGAAAAAAUUCAAAUAGCUACCAAAUUCGGGAUUACUAUUGCGGCGGAUGGUCAAAUUGGCGUCAAGUGUACCCCUGAAUAUGCACGACAAUGCUGUGAAGAAAGUCUCAAAUAUCUUGAUGUGGACUACAUCGAUCUUUACUAUCAGCACCGUGUGGACUCCUCAGUGCCAAUAGAGGAUACUAUGGAGGAGCUGAAGAAGCUGGUGGAGGAAGGAAAGAUAAAAUACAUUGGGCUGUCAGAAGCUAAUGUCGACACAAUAAGAAGAGCUCAUGCGGUUCAUCCCAUCACUGCCUUAGAGAUGGAGUAUUCCUUGUGGACCCGUGAAAUCGAAGACGAGAUAAUUCCACUUUGCAGAGAGCUUGGCAUUGGGAUAGUGGCAUAUAGCCCUCUUGGUCACGGGUUCUUUGGCGGGAAAGCAAUCGUGGAAAGCUUGCCUACUGAGAGCUUCCUGACUGUGCAUCCAAGGUUCACGGGGGAGAAUUUGGAGAAGAACAAACUUCUAUAUGCUCGAUUAUCCGAACUGGCAGCAAAGCAUGGCUGCACUCCCCCUCAGCUAGCUCUGGCUUGGAUUCUCCAUCAAGGGGACGAUAUAAUCCCAAUCCCUGGUACAACUAAGGUUAAGAAUCUUGAUAACAAUAUUGGAUCCUUGGCAUUGAAGCUCACACCAGAGGAUUUAAAAGAAAUAAGUGACUCUGUGCCCAUCAAUGAAGUUGAAGGUGAAAGAGAAACUGAGGUGUUUGCUCAAUAUGCCUGGAAGGUUGCAAAUACCCCACCAAAGUAAAAGCGCAAACCUUUAUUCUCUGCUGUUGUGUUGCCUGGCUUGUUUGUACAGCAGAAAAAAUAAAGUAGAGAACGUAAUUUUAUCUUGCUGUCGUCGAUAUAUGUAAAAGAGUGAAAGAAUCUCCUUCUAAAUAAUCUCUUUCUUUCUUCA
Messenger RNA from Juglans regia (Persian walnut), 1799 nucleotides. RefSeq names its product perakine reductase-like. Gene Ontology annotation, cellular component: cytoplasm. The record is from RefSeq and is a predicted model, not a curated record. The transcript has 7 exons. NCBI's taxonomy places the organism in Eukaryota, Viridiplantae, Streptophyta, Magnoliopsida, Fagales, Juglandaceae. Bases 615 to 1649 code for a protein of 344 amino acids.